AUGAGUGAAAAUAUUCUCUGCCUCGCAAUUGGAAGAUUUGAUGAUAGAUCGAUCCUCGCUGAGCUUAUCCCAAGUGUCUCUAUAAGGCAAGCUAUAAGAAAAGAAAUAUUCUCCCUUCUCUCCGAAAAGCCUGAAGUUGAAUGAAUGGUAUCUUCCGACUCACAAUUUGGCCUGUGAAGCAUGAUUGCGAAUAAUGACAUAUGCUAUAUGUUUUUAGGCCCCAAAAAUUACCCUUCACACCUUGUAAAUUCUCUGCUUUUUGAUAUAAAAACAGCUUUAAAAGACAAAAAAUACUCAGAACAAGAAGUCCUAGAAAUUAUUUUGUGCUAUAGUGAAUUUUUUAAAAUAAUUUUUAAUAAAAAUAAUUUGCAUAUUCUUGUUUUGCAAGUAUAUGUCCCAGAAAUACAGAAAUUCCAAUGGGCAAGACAAAGUUAAGAACUUAACUACACAAGUAAAGCAGGUCCAAGAGCUGGCUUAUGUAGGCAUCCAAAAAGUCCUAGAGAACACAGAAGUCGCUGAAAAUUUGUCUGUGAAAACUGACGAGUUGGCAAGCACAAGUUACUUGCUGAAUCAACAGUCAAAAAGACUGUCACGACAACUGUAUUGGAGAAACUUCAAGCUGAGAUGCAUAGUAGGAAUUGUUAUUGCCGCCGUUCUUCUAUAUUUGAUAUACUAUAUUAAGCUACCUUAACAACAAUUAAGCUAUUUGUCAGCUUUCCAUUACUAAUAUUCCCUAUUAUAAUUUCCUUAUUUUCAGAAGAUGAUAAUUAA
Blepharisma stoltei is the source of this 771-nucleotide messenger RNA. The record is from the annotation of a GenBank genome assembly. NCBI's taxonomy places the organism in Eukaryota, Ciliophora, Heterotrichea, Heterotrichida, Blepharismidae.